GGUACAUAUUUUAAGGCACAUACAUAACACAGCCACUCUGAGAUUCAGAGUGAAGGGCGGCUUACAAAUCCAAUAGCUUCUUCUUCUUCUUCUAACUGCGGCUUUAGCUGUAUGCCAGAAGAAACUUCAUGAGCUUUUGUCUACCUGUCAGUUGUUAAAGCACAGAAAAAUGAGGGGGAAACAGGGAAAGAGCCUGGAAAAGGUUACGUGCUUUUUAAAAACGCUGCUUUCCUUCACCGUCCCUGGAAAGCAAGGGCCGCUUCUUCAGGUCCCCCUUUCCCUUCCUUUGCGUGGAGGUAGGCCUACUCGAACCCGUCAGGCUUUAGGGCCUUCUCAUUUGUGGGGAAAGCGAGCGGGCCUCCGGCUCUGCCUGCCGCCGAAGCUGCAAGGAGAAGCAUGGCAGCCGCCGCAGGAGGUGGAGCUAAGCCCUGACCGGCGAGCAUCAAAACAGAGGCACAUUAUUGAGGGGCCUGAAUGAGCUUUUCCCCGGCCCCCCUCCUGCCGUCUCCUUUCGCUCGGCUUUGCUGGAGGGCUUGCGUGGGCUCGUCUGCUCAAACGCGGAUCUCCAUGCAGCCACCUGUCUGGUUUGUGUGAGAGGCAGAAAGGAGAACCCCUGCGGAGAGAUCCCGUCGCCAUGGAGUACAUCAGGCUGCCCAAGGUGGAAAAUGUCCGCUUAAUUGAUGGAACAUCUUCCAAACGGGCAGCGUUAGGAACCCUGUAUCUAACUGCUACUCAUGUAAUCUUCGUGGAAAAUGAAUCUGAUGCUCGUAGAGAGACAUGGGUUCUUCACAGUCAAAUCUCCUCUAUCGAGAAGCAAGCUACGACUGCUACUGGUUGCCCUUUGCUGAUUCGCUGCAAGAACUUCCAGAACAUUCAGUUUAUCAUGCCUCAGGAAAGGGAUUGUCAUGAUGUUUACAUAUCUCUAAUACGUCUGGCACACCCAGUGAAAUAUGAAGAAUUGUACUGUUUUUCUUUCAACCCCAAAUUAAACAAAGAAGAGCGAGAACAAGGGUGGAAAUUGAUCAACCUAAAAGAAGAAUAUCAUCGGAUGGGGGUCCCAAAUAACUAUUGGCAGCUCAGUGAUGUCAACAGAGAUUACCGAGUGUGUGACUCAUACCCCACUGAAGUGUAUGUGCCUAAAUCUGCCACUGCCCAUAUCAUUGUGGGAAGCUCUAAAUUCCGGAGUAGGAGGCGUUUCCCAGCACUUUCCUACUACUACAAGACCAAUAAUGCUUCCAUAUGCAGGAGCAGCCAGCCUCUAUCAGGUUUCAGUGCUAGAUGCCUUGAGGAUGAACAGAUGCUCCAGUCUAUCAGGAAGGCCAACCCAGGAAGUGAUUUCAUAUAUGUUGUCGAUACACGGCCCAAACUCAAUGCCAUGGCAAACAGAGCAGCUGGGAAGGGCUACGAAAAUGAAGACAAUUACUCCAACAUCAAGUUUCAGUUCAUUGGCAUUGAGAAUAUCCACGUCAUGAGGAGUAGUCUCCAAAAAAUGCUAGAAGUUUGUGAGCUGAGAUCUCCUUCAAUGAAUGACUUCCUCUGGGGAUUGGAGAAUUCAGGCUGGCUAAAACACAUCAAAGCUAUCAUGGACGCUGGCAUCUUUAUUGCAAAGGCUGUAGCUGAAGAAGGAGUGAGUGUUCUUGUUCACUGUUCUGAUGGAUGGGACCGGACUUCUCAGGUUUGCUCUGUAGCAAGCCUUCUGCUUGAUCCAUUUUAUAGAACUAUGAAGGGAUUUAUGGUAUUAAUUGAUAAGGACUGGGUUUCAUUUGGUCAUAAAUUUAACCACCGGUAUGGCAAUUUAGAUGGCGACCCAAAGGAAAUCUCUCCAGUUAUUGACCAGUUCAUCGAAUGCGUGUGGCAGCUAAUGGAACAAUUUCCUUGUGCCUUUGAAUUCAAUGAAAGGUUCCUAAUCCACAUACAGCACCACAUCUAUUCCUGCCAAUUCGGGAAUUUUCUGUGCAACAAUCAGAAAGAGAGACGAGAGCUGAAAAUUCAGGAACGGACAUAUUCGCUUUGGGCUCAUUUGUGGAAGAAUCGUGCUGAUUAUAUGAAUCCUCUGUAUAGGGAAGACCAUAACAGGACUUUGAGUCCACAGUCGGCUCCUUGGCAUUUUGUUUACAAGUUCUGGAGUGGGAUGUACAACCGUUUUGAAAAAGGUUUGCAUCCUCGGCAAUCUGUGACUGAAUACCUUAUGGCGGUAAAGGAAGAAACACAGCAAUUAGAAGAAGAGCUGGUCGACCUAGAAGAGAGAUUGGCAAAGCUUACCAAGGUGCGAUUAAAUCAUUGCGAGAAAACACAGCAACAAAAUGGAAUCGAUGGGUUACAACUUUCUACCUCUAACGACAGCAUAGCGAACACCCCCCAGGAUUAUAUCGGUAAUCUGAAGUCAUUUCCCUCUCGGAGUUCUUCUCAGGGAGAUGAAGAAGAUUCAGCUCUGAUUCUUACACAAGAUAACCUGAAAAGCUCCGAUCCAGAUCUUUCAGCCAACAGUGACCAGGAAUCGGGUGUGGAGGAUAUGAGCUGUCGGUCCCCGAGUGGUGGAGGUUGUUUGCCCAGUGAAGAGAGCACCAAAGAUCGUGAUUCAGAUGAAGCGGUUUGUCUCACUGUCUGAAACAGCAGCUGGCCAGCAGGUGAUAAGACUGUUUUAGAAAAAAGAUUGUCCAAAGAAAGGGAGUUGUGCAAUCGUGCAGUUUAAUAAAAAGCCAGAUGGAAUGAAGUUGUAAGAUAGAAUGUCAGAAUGGGAAAUCAUCUCUUCAGAUAUACAACAUCCAUGUCUUUGCUGAAUUACUUCAUCUUCCCUGGAUCCUUUGCAGAGCUGUACAAAAUGAAAGCUUUAUAUUUAACUUACAACUAUUUAUUCGUAUUAUGGUUUUAAUGUGUUUUCCAAAAGGUUCAAGGGAAACAUUCACUGAUAUAAAUCAUGCCAAAAAAAGGCCGUCUGAAAAUACUGAAAUCAAGAAAAUGGUUAGAAUAUUUCCUCUUGAUUUUUCAGUUUUUGAUUAGAAAAAUAUUAGCAGAUUUAGUAGUCAUUAAAUUUUUUUUUGCAAAAGGUAAAACACUGAAUCAAUUUAAACUUUCCGGGAUUUAUCUUAUUAGCUGUUGAGAUAUUGCCAAUUUUGUACCUACACUAUAAGCAUGUCUCUAUUUUGUAACACUGAGGCUUCCUCAAAGAAUCCUAACAGUUAAAUCAUGAAGGCACCAACAACAGAUCUGUCAAAGAUCCCUGAGCACCCCUACAGAACUACAUUUCCUGGGGGGCCAAGGGAAUGAAUAAUUAACUUAAACAGAUGUGUAAAAAUACUAAUAUUGCUAUAAGGAGGAAAAUACCAAUAUAUAUACACACAUACACCUGACUUUCUUAUCACUCUUCUCCUACCUGUACGUGGUGCUUUUCUCGUGCAUUAGGAAGGAAGAUUCUGUACCACCUCAUUUGCCAUUUUGUAGGUUCGCCUACACACCUUGUGAAGGCCUUUAAAUGCCAUUGCAUUAGAAUUUAGCAAACUUUCCAGAGAUUUCUAAUGCUGUCAAACUAUUACGUUUGUAAAUUGAUGUGACUUUUAAAAAAUAAAUCCUAUACAUAUA
Molecule: messenger RNA, 3579 nt
Organism: Heteronotia binoei (common prickly gecko)
Lineage: Eukaryota; Metazoa; Chordata; Lepidosauria; Squamata; Gekkonidae
Gene: MTMR7
Product: myotubularin related protein 7
Exons: 14
Coding region: 635-2608 (657 amino acids)
Biological process (GO): phosphatidylinositol dephosphorylation
Molecular function (GO): phosphatidylinositol phosphate phosphatase activity
Source: RefSeq, a predicted model, not a curated record